Messenger RNA from Ostrinia nubilalis (European corn borer), 562 nucleotides. RefSeq names its product RYamide neuropeptides-like. The record is from RefSeq and is a predicted model, not a curated record. The transcript is spliced from 5 exons. Bases 51 to 443 code for a protein of 130 amino acids. NCBI's taxonomy places the organism in Eukaryota, Metazoa, Arthropoda, Insecta, Lepidoptera, Crambidae.
CGCUACGACGCUACGAGCUACGGCUACCUGCUACGAAAAGACCUCCCGGCAUGAGCGCCCCCCCGCCGGGCGCGCGGCGCGCGCUGGUGUGCGCGUGCGCCGCGCUGCUGCUGUGCGCCGCGCGCGCCGCGCCCGCCUCCGACAAGCGCGCCGAGAGCGAGUUCAUGUCCCCGAUGCCGUUCGUGCUGGGCUCCCGCUACGGCCGCUCGCAGCCGCGGCUCAUCGCGCCAAGGAAUGACAGGUUCUUCAUGGGCAGCCGCUACGGCAAGCGCUCGGAGGCGCCGCUCGGGCCGCUCCCGCUGGCGCCGCCGCCGCCGCCGCGUACUCUGCUGUGCGACUACACCGGCGUCUUCCAGCUCUACCGCUGCUCCUACACGCACCACUCUUAUGACAACAGCAACCGAAGAGCGGACGACGACAGAGAGCUGGGCGACGACGAGUGAGCGCCGCCCGCCCCGGCCGCGUAAUACUACAAUCGACGAUGGAUAUUACGGGACGCCAUCAGUAUCCCCACAGAAAUAACGGCCACAUACCAAUCUGAUUUUGUAAAUUAAACGGAAAA